AUGGCUUUGGAACUGAUAUCAGAAGCAAAUUCUACUAAUCUGGAACACGAUAAUUCUGAGCUGCCAAUAUCCAAACUUACUGAUUUUUACAUUGGUCGUCCUUUGGGAACUGGUAAAUUUGGCAAUGUCUUCCUUGCGCGAACCAAGAAGGAUGAUUUUAUAUGUGCAUUAAAGAUUAUUUUUAAAAAGCAACUUGUUAAAGGUGGCAUGGAACACCAAUUACGUCGUGAGAUUGAAAUUAUGUGUCAUUUAAGGCAUCCUCAUAUCCUUCAGCUGUACACAUAUUUUCAUGACAGUAACAAGGUCUAUCUUGUUCUGGAGUAUGCAUUUUAUGGACAAAUGUACACACAUUUACAAAGAGAAAAGCGUUUUAGUGAACGAAAAUCGGCAACAUACAUAUAUCAGUUAUGCGAUGCUCUUAAGUACUGUCACGCUCGACAUGUCAUUCAUCGUGAUAUUAAACCUGAAAAUUUACUUAUUGGGUUCUAUAAUGAGCUUAAACUCGCAGACUUUGGCUGGUCGGUGCACGCUCCUUCAUUACGACGCAAAACAAUGUGCGGCACGGUGGAUUAUCUCCCACCCGAAAUGAUUCUGGGUUACUCUCAUAAUGAAAGGGUUGACCACUGGGCCGUGGGCGUUCUAUGUUAUGAAAUGCUAUACGGUGAUCCUCCCUUCAUACACGAGAAUACAAAAGGAACGUAUGCUCGAAUAAAGGAAGUUAAAUACAGAUUCCCCUCCAUAAUCACCCCACUUGCUCGUGAUCUGAUUUCGAAGAUACUUGUUCUAAACCCUGCUCGACGCCUGGAUUUAGAUUCGAUAAUGCAUCAUCCAUGGGUGGAGAAAUAUGCCGAAAAAGAAAUUCCUCGAAUUUAA
Molecule: messenger RNA, 873 nt
Organism: Rodentolepis nana
Lineage: Eukaryota; Metazoa; Platyhelminthes; Cestoda; Cyclophyllidea; Hymenolepididae
Source: the annotation of a GenBank genome assembly